GCGCGAGAGCGAGGCAGCUGGUAGCAAAGUCCUCGCAGCGAGUGGCGUUUCCGCUCUCACCUAAAAUAAAGAGCUCGACGAGGAGGAAGGAGAAGGCGAGGACGGAGAACAACAGACGCGGCGCUGACAGAGCCCGACCACGGACGCCUUAUAUAUAUUUUGUCCGCUUGAGUAAUUCUCGUUUGGGUGUGUCUCCUUUUAUACCACCUUUAAUGCCUCGAAUGUGAACGGGAGAGAGGAGAGAGGAUCGCUCCUGCUAACCCUUACGUUGGUUAAGCCGUAGAGGACUCACUGGUCGCCGGAGGAAAAGAUGUGCGAUGGAAUGGUAGCGUUUCAGACGAGAACCCUGUCCUCUUCCUCCUCUUCUUCCUCCACCUCCUCUCUAGCCCACAGGCUGGCUGCCUCCGCGCUUCUCCUCCUCUUCACCCUGCUCCCUCAUGGUCACGCAUCAGGUUGUGCGCGGCCACCCGGCGUGCAGCACGGAGACCUGCUGAAUCAGACGGAGGCGAACCGGGGAUCCUUUCCCCCGGGCACCCAGUUGACUUAUGGCUGCGAGCCAGGUUACACCGCAGACGGACCCACCACCAUCAUUUGUACCAGUUCUGGAGCCUGGUCCUAUCAACCACCACUGUGUGUCAGGAGCAAUGUGUGUUCACCCCCUCCUGAACCAGAGAACGGGGGCUACCGCUGUCACCCCUCUCCCUGCCACCACCUCACCCAGAAGACCGUCAUCGAGUACUUCUGCGACGAAGGCUACGCUCUGAAAGGAGACUACAAGUUCCUCACCUGCCAGAACGGCGAGUGGGACGGUCUCAUGCAGAUUAGCUGCCGGCUAACACAAGUCAAAGAGCCAAGCUCUCCGCUGGGUAUCCCGGCUCUGUCGAUUGUGGCGUCCACAGCCAGCUCUGUGGCUCUCAUCCUGCUUUUAGUGGUGCUGUUUGUUCUUGUACAGCCAAAACUCAAGUCUUUCCAUCACAGCAGGAGGGAGCAGGGCGUCUCGGGCCAGGGAGGCUCCAUCAUGGUGGAGGGCGUCCAGGUGAGCCUUCCCUCGUAUGAAGAGGCUGUGUAUGGAAGCGGAGGACCAUGCGACGCCUCUGGUCCUCCUCCUUCUCCACCACCUCCUCUGGCUCCUCCAGAGUCACGAGUCCCAAUUGUGCUCUCUGAGGGGCUUCCUCAGGGCGCCACCGGAGGCCAAGGCUCCAGCAGAACCAGCCACCACAGAGACUUAGACUUCUGUCUCCCAUCCACCUCUUCCUCAUCAUCCUACUCUUCCCGCCGUCAUGCAGAGACAGUGCUGGUUCACCAGGCCCCCUCUUCUUCCUCCUCCUCCUCUUCCUCUUCUUCAUCAUCAUGGGCUAGAGAUCGCCCCAGGGGUGCGUGCGCAGGCCCUCUACCUCUUCGUAGAGACUCUGAGAGCAGCGACCAGAACAGUCUGCUUUCUGUCACCUCUGUGGAUGAAUUUUCUGAUGAUAUUCCCCUGCUGAAGGAAGCAUGAAGCCUGCCAAGCUGCUAUCAGCAUCAGCUGCAGAGCCCCUCUUUCUCUAUCUCUCACUGCUGACCAGGACUGACUGUGGCUGACAAACCUACCUUUUUUCCCCCGCCUCCUCCGACUUCCCUCAGCAGCACACAGGACAAAAAAAAAGAAAAAAAAGAAAAAGACUAGAACUAUGUCCAUUCCCCAUGCAGAGCAAAGCCAACAACCAAUCAUCACUGGUACCACAAGCAGUGUUGGAGCACCACUGGAUGCAGCUCCUGGAUACAACUAAAGACAAUUCAAAGACAAACACAGUGGUGCCAGCUCAGCAUAAACCCUGUAGAUCCUAUGUAUAUGAGUAAAUCAUGCAUACUGAGUCAAGGUUGUGUACUAUAGGCUAUGAGUUACAAAUA
Solea senegalensis (Senegalese sole) is the source of this 1887-nucleotide messenger RNA. It is a transcript of the gene susd6, whose product is annotated as sushi domain containing 6. The record is from RefSeq and is a predicted model, not a curated record. Bases 311 to 1495 code for a protein of 394 amino acids. NCBI's taxonomy places the organism in Eukaryota, Metazoa, Chordata, Actinopteri, Pleuronectiformes, Soleidae. The transcript is spliced from 7 exons.